Carlito syrichta (Philippine tarsier) is the source of this 1471-nucleotide messenger RNA. RefSeq names its product chromobox 2 (gene CBX2). The record is from RefSeq and is a predicted model, not a curated record. Lineage: Eukaryota; Metazoa; Chordata; Mammalia; Primates; Tarsiidae. Gene Ontology annotation, biological process: negative regulation of transcription by RNA polymerase II. The annotation marks the transcript as partial. Gene Ontology annotation, cellular component: PRC1 complex; heterochromatin. The transcript has 3 exons.
ACAUAACAGCUGGGAGCCAGAGGAGAACAUCCUGGACCCGAGGCUGCUCCUGGCCUUCCAGAAGAAGGAACACGAGAAGGAGGUACAGAACCGGAAGAGAGGCAAGAGGCCAAGAGGCCGGCCGAGGAAGCUCACAGCAAUGUCUUCCUGUGGCCGGCGCUCCAAGCUCAAGGAACCCGACGCUCCCUCCAAAUCCAAAUCCAGCAGUUCCUCUUCUUCCUCCACAUCUUCCUCCUCUUCCUCAGAUGAAGAGGAUGACAGCGACCUAGAUGCCAAGAGGGGUCCCCGGGGCCGAGAGACCCACCCCGUGCCGCAGAAGAAGGCCCAGAUCUUGGUGGCCAAGCCCGAGCUGAAGGAUCCCAUCCGGAAGAAGCGGGGCCGCAAGCCCCUGCCCCCAGAACAGAAGGCGGCCCGGAGACCUGUGAGCCUGGCCAGGGUGCUGAAGACCGCCCGGAAGGACCUGGGCGCCCCAGCUGGCAAGCUGCCCCCUCCACUCAGUGCCCCUGUAGCAGGCCUGGCAGCCCUGAAGGCCCACACGAAGGAGGCCUGCAGUGGCCCCGGCACCAUGGCCACUCCGGAGAACCUGGCCAGCCUGAUGAAGGGCAUGGCCAGCAGCCCCAGCCGGGGUAGCAUCAGCUGGCAGAGCUCCAUCGUGCACUACAUGAACCGGAUGACCCAGAGCCAGACCCAGGCCGCCAGCAGGUUGGCGCUCAAGGCCCAGGCCACCAAUAAGUGCGGCCUUGGGCUGGACCUGAAGGUGAGGACGCAGAAAGGGGAGCUGGGGGUGAGCACCCCAGGAAGCAAAGUCCCCAAGGCCCCUGGCAGUGGGGCCGUGGAGCAGAAAGGAGGGAGCACCGGGGGCCCCCUACAUGCCCAUGGAGGCAGCAGGGUCCCCACCGGGUGCCCUGGCCCCCAGCCAGCAUCCACCCAGGAGCUGAGCCUUCAGGUCUUGGACUUACAGAGCAUCAAGAAUGGCAUGCCUGGGGUGGGCAUGCUUGCCCGCCAUGCCAUGGCCACCAAGGGGGUUCCAGCCACUGGGAAGGGUGCUGGGGGUGGCCCCACAGGGGUCAGUGGGGCCGGUGUGCCCACUGACACCAGCAAAAGUGAGAAGCUGGCCUCCAGGGCGGCAGCUCUGCCCCCUCCUGUGAGCAAGAGGGACUGUGCCAAGGGCAAUGCUGCCCCCAGCGGGCAGGAGGGCCGCACAGCCCCUGGAGAAGUCCGCAAGGCGACCGUGCUGCCAGAGAUGAGCGCAGGCGAGGAGAGCAGCAGCUCCGACUCAGACCCCGACUCGGCCCCACCACCGGGCACCGGGCAGAACCCAUCUGUGUCUGUUCAGACCAGCCAGGACUGGAAACCCACCCGCAGCCUCAUCGAGCACGUCUUUGUCACUGACGUCACUGCCAACCUCAUUACUGUCACAGUGAAGGAGUCGCCCACCAGUGUGGGCUUCUUCAACCUGAGACAUUAUUGA